Messenger RNA from Cebus imitator (Panamanian white-faced capuchin), 3508 nucleotides. RefSeq names its product zinc finger protein 488 (gene ZNF488). The record is from RefSeq and is a predicted model, not a curated record. Gene Ontology annotation, biological process: regulation of DNA-templated transcription. The transcript has 2 exons. Bases 280 to 1248 code for a protein of 322 amino acids. Gene Ontology annotation, cellular component: nucleus. Lineage: Eukaryota; Metazoa; Chordata; Mammalia; Primates; Cebidae.
GGGCGGGACCUGGCCACCCUCAGGGCUCCGGCGCCAAGUUCAGAGCCGCGCGCUGGGCUCUGGGCCCGGAGGAGGCUGUACUGCACCAGCGCCCCGUGCCCCACUUCUCCGGAGAGCCCAGGGCCCCGUGGCGGUGUGUCCAGCCCAGUGUCACAGGAAGUUCUCCCAUCUCAUGGUUCCUUGUUGGGCCAAGCCCUCCAGAACUCCAAACUCCUGAAGACUGAUGGCUGCCAGAGCAGCCACCUUGCUCAUCCUGUGGCCCUGGCCCUGCUGAUCACUAUGGCAGGGAAGGGGGCCCCAUGGAGCCCAUUGGCUGAAAACAGGUGGCAAUUUAACGAACCUGAGUUGGGCCAGGGCCACAAGCCAGUGCUGCUGGAGAAGACGAACUGCCUGGGCCCUGAGGCCGCUGUGGGCAGGGCGGGCCGGGAUGUGGGCAGUGCAGAGCCGGCACUGUUGGCAGCCCCAGGCAGGCCCCGAUCCGGCCAGCCACUGCCCCCGAAGGCACAUGGGGAGCAGAGGCAGAGCGCCUUCACAGAGCUGCCGAGGAUGAAGGACCAGUGCGGGGAUGCUCAAGCCCAGGAGAGGGAUCAUGAUGACCCUACAGGUCAGCCUGGCACCCUGCACCUGGCCCAGGCUGUCCCCAGAGACCCGGCUGGCAGCACAGUCUUCUCUGUGUGGCCCAGCAGAGUACGAGGUGAGCAGAGAAGCGCCUUUAGCAAACCAACCAAGAGACCUGCAGAGAGGCCGGCACCAACCCCAGUCUUCCCUGCAGGGGAGUCUGCAGACACCCUGGGGGAGCUGUCUGGACUCUUCAACACGGCAGACCUCCCUUGUUGGGGUCGACUUUCAACUCCCAAGCUUUUGGUUGGUGAUUUCUGGAACUUGCAAACAUUGCCACAGAAUGCUCCACUCUGCAGUGCUUUCCUGGGUGCCCCCACACUGUGGCUCGAGCACACCCGGGCCCAGGGGCCCCCACCUUCAUCAUCCUCCACCAUUUCGUGGGCCCUCCUGCCACCUACCCUCACUUCCCUGGGCUUGUCCACCCAGAACUGGUGUGCAAAGUGCAACCUCUCCUUCCGCCUGACGUCCGAUCUGGUCUUCCACAUGCGGUCCCACCACAAAAAGGAGUAUGCGGGGCCUGACCCACAUUCUCAGAAGAGGAGAGAAGAGGCCCUUGCCUGCCCUGUGUGCCAGGAGCACUUCCGGGAGCGCCACCACCUCUCCCGGCACAUGACUUCUCACAGCUAGCAGGUGGCCACGGAGUGACCUGCUGCAUGCGUCAGCCAGCCUUUGUCAGAAGGGGCUCCCUGGGCUUGCCUUGAGGGGGCUGUCACGGUCCUCUGCGGAGUUGCUGCGUUUGGCAUCCAUAGAUGAACAGUUCAGGCAUAAUUUGAAAAAGCCGCACCUGAAUGAUGUGUUUUAAAGGAAAUGAAGUCCUGAAAUAAAGUGAUGGGCUUGGCAAAUCCAGGGCAGAGGCCCUAACAGGCAGAGAGUGGGGGCAACUCUGGUGUACAUGAUGGGCUUUGGAGGCACAAAAGCCCGGAUUUGAAUCUGGGCUCUUUUCCGUACUAGCUGUGACCUUGCACAAAGACCUGCUGAGCCCCUAUUUUCUCAUCUGUGAAACGGAGAUGACAGCUCUGUGUCUUAGGCUGGCAUCUGGGUCACAUGAACGAUGUGUGCAAAGUGGCCGGCAUUCUGCCUGCAGACCCUGAGUGCUGAGUCAGCAAGGUUUGUGAUGGUGUCUAUACUAGUCAGCUAUUGUUAUUAACAAGACCUCCAUGGCAGACAAGCUAAAGUGGGUCUGUGGGUUGACUCAGGCUAAGCUGAGCUUGGCUGGGCUUGGCAGCAGGUCUCACAUUUGAUCAUGUCAUGUCCUUUUGCUUCUUUGGCUGAAGGGCUACCCAGAGAAAGACUGCAUCUCUUGCAGUUAUGCCAGGAACAUAAGAGGGUGAGUCUAAUAAGCACACCUCAAGCCUCUGCUUGGGUCACAUUGCCAGCGUCCUCUCAGCCCAUGCAAGUGGCAGGGUUAGGCCCAAUACUGAGGAGUGGAAAAGCGCAGGCUGCCCUUGGUGAAGCUGUGGCAAGGGAUUGAGCAUCCAUUCCCUCCACAGGAGGGUGAGGAAUUGGGACCGGUAAUUUUGCCCGCCACCUGGUCUAUCGUUCUUCACAUUGUGAAUAUACAAAUAGGGGGAAAUAGAACCCCCUCCCCACCACCUACACACAUGCCCUAUUACCUUCCAAGAAUAGGGCAUGUGGAAAAACUCAGCUUCCAGAUCGUGAUGCUGGGGAGCAUUCCAGGUACCAUGUAUUAUCUACUGUGUUUCAGUCAGUAGCUGCUGUAGGUACCCAUGUCGGCCCUUGUGCCUAAGGAUGUGUGGGGCCCAGGCCAUACUCUUUGACAUUGCACAGGUCAGUCUGAUGAAAGCCCUUUGUGGGGAGUUUCUGAGCCGGUGUCGUUUUUGCACUGGUUUCCACCUCACUGUCAGGUUUUGGUCUUUUGAUGUGCGGUAUCCAGCCCUCCAAUGGGGCCCCCAGCGCAGAGCUCAGGCUUGUGGCUGGGAAGAAGCCGGAGUGAGAGGGUGGGGAUCCCAGCCAGCCUCCCAGACUGCUCCUCUUCUCCCGCUCUCCUCUGUCCACCCUUCCAGGCAGCAGCACUUCCUCCUGGCUGCUCUGGUGUCCUCGCUGCCUCCACUCCUGCCGCUCACCACACACCCAUCCAUUGUCCACACGCACACAACCAGAUCAUCUUCUGAAAGUGUAAGAUGAUGACUCCAACCUCGUGGCUGUCCUUCACACUUACAGCCCUAACCCCGGCAGGACCUGCCAGCUGCUUUACAAACAAGUCCCUGCCGAUGUUAAUUGCAAGCACUCAUUUGACUCUCCCUGUGUGCCAGGCAAUAGCAUAAGCACUGGAAGAAUACAGAUGAUAUAGUGAGUCCUACAACAGCCCUGGGAGGCAAGAGCUGUUUCCUUUCCAUUUCGACAAUGAGUCAAUUGCAGAUAAUGCUAUAUCACUUCUGGUGUUUCUGAUACUCCCCUCUAUACCUACUACCUUCACCGGCUGAGCUUGGCCUUAGGAGGCCCAUAGGUGGCAGAGGGCAGAGGGGACUCCACUAUACCACCUCGCUGCUGUUCUGCUGUCUGCUCCUGUGUUCUGACCGCAGCUCUCGUGCCGUUUCUCAAGGCUGGGCUUCGUUCAGCAUUUGCUGUCCAGCUCCUGUUGGUGCUGCUCCCACUGUGGUUCCACAGGGCUGCUUCUCUCAGGUCAGCUCCUUAGAGAGGCCUCCCAGAUUCCCCAUAAAGCAGCCCUGCAGCCUCGUGUCCCUGUGGCUUCCUUCACAGCACGUCUCACCGUCUGCAAACAUCUUUAUGUUUGUCGUUUUGUUGAUUUGCUGCAUCCACACUGUCAGCUCCUUGGGAGUAGAGACUGGUUUGUUUACUGUGCAUCCUCAGUGCCCAGAACAGGGCAUUGCAUAUUGUCAGUGCAUAAUAAAUACUGUGGAAAUAA